This is a messenger RNA of Toxotes jaculatrix (banded archerfish), 1406 nucleotides long. RefSeq names its product developmentally regulated GTP binding protein 2 (gene drg2). Gene Ontology annotation, molecular function: GTPase activity; GTP binding. The transcript has 14 exons. Gene Ontology annotation, cellular component: cytoplasm. The coding region runs from base 97 to 1191 and encodes 364 amino acids. The record is from RefSeq and is a predicted model, not a curated record. NCBI's taxonomy places the organism in Eukaryota, Metazoa, Chordata, Actinopteri, Toxotidae. Gene Ontology annotation, biological process: cytoplasmic translation.
GGAACGUGUUCCGGUCGGUGAUGUCAGUCAUCUGCGCAUGCCGCGGAGUGUAGCCUCUGUCAAAGUUGUAGUUGUAGCAACACCUGAACCGCCGCUAUGGGGAUCUUGGAGAAAAUCGCGGAAAUAGAGAAAGAAAUUUCUCGGACACAGAAAAACAAAGCUACUGAAUACCAUCUGGGGUUGCUCAAAGCCAAGCUAGCCAAAUACAGAGCUCAGCUUCUGGAGCCCUCCAAGUCAGCGGGGGCCAAAGGCGAGGGCUUUGAUGUCAUGAAAUCAGGAGAUGCUCGUGUUGCUCUUAUCGGUUUCCCCUCUGUGGGUAAGUCCACCUUCCUCAGUUUGAUGACAUCAACGGCCAGUGAAGCUGCUUCCUAUGAGUUCACUACCCUCACCUGUAUACCUGGUGUCAUAGAGUACAAAGGGGCCAACAUCCAGUUGCUCGAUCUUCCAGGAAUCAUUGAGGGUGCUGCCCAAGGUAAAGGUAGAGGUCGGCAAGUCAUUGCGGUUGCCAGGACAGCAGACGUUGUCAUCAUGAUGCUGGAUGCCACCAAAGGAGAUGUUCAGAGAGGACUUCUAGAAAAAGAGUUGGAGUCAGUGGGCAUCAGACUUAACAGGACGAAACCAAAUAUUUAUUUCAAGCCCAAGAAAGGCGGCGGCCUCUCCUACAACUCCACAGUGCCUCUCACCCACUGCUCAGAGAAGCUCGUUCAGCUCAUCCUUCACGAAUACAAAAUCUUUAAUGCAGAAGUCCUCUUCAGGGAGGACAGCACACCCGACGAGUUCAUCGAUGUCAUUGUUGGGAACAGAGUUUACAUGCCUUGCCUAUACGUGUACAAUAAGGUGGACCAGAUCUCCAUGGAGGAAGUGGACCGCCUGGCUCGCAGACCUCACAGUGUUGUCAUCAGCUGUGGGAUGAAGCUGAAUCUGGAUUACCUUUUGGAGAGGCUGUGGGAAUACCUGGCCCUGAUUUGCAUUUAUACCAAGAAAAGAGGAGAGCGCCCAGACUUUAAUGAUGCCAUCAUCAUGAGAAGAGGAGCAAGUGUAGAACAUGUGUGCCAUCGAAUCCACAGAACCUUAGCCAGCCAGUUCAAAUAUGCCCUCGUUUGGGGAACCAGUACCAAGUACAGCCCACAGAGGGUCGGCCUAACACACAUCAUGGAGCACGAGGACGUCAUUCAGAUCGUGAAGAAGUAAAACCAGCUUCUGACUGGACAGAGGAGAGACUGAGCAGGAGUUUAAAUGAAAAAAAAAGUACUGUACAGUAGAUAUACAGCAAUGGAAAAUAGCCACCAUUCAUAUUUUGUAUAUGAUAAUUAACAAAAAAAACAGGACAGGUGUAUUUUACCUUUUAAGAGAGACAUACAGUGAUUCUGAGAGAGACAGCUGGAAAAAAUAAAGUCCAUAAAACA